This is a messenger RNA of Girardinichthys multiradiatus, 3430 nucleotides long. It is a transcript of the gene baiap2l1a, whose product is annotated as BAR/IMD domain containing adaptor protein 2 like 1a. The transcript is spliced from 14 exons. The record is from RefSeq and is a predicted model, not a curated record. Gene Ontology annotation, biological process: actin crosslink formation; positive regulation of actin filament polymerization; actin filament bundle assembly. Gene Ontology annotation, molecular function: protein binding. The coding region runs from base 270 to 1715 and encodes 481 amino acids. Gene Ontology annotation, cellular component: cytosol; nucleoplasm. Lineage: Eukaryota; Metazoa; Chordata; Actinopteri; Cyprinodontiformes; Goodeidae.
CGCUCGCUUGAGCGACCCUAAAGGCACGCAGACGACUCUCGGUGUGCCAGUCAGCCGGUCCAUCAGUGAGUCCUCCGCCACCGGCUGCUGAGCGUCUCUCUGCCCACAUGCAAGGCACCGAGGUCCAGACUGGGAACCGAGGCUACGCUGGGAGUUUUUAUUGGGACUAAGAGGACAGCACCUGGAUUACAGAAGCACCUUUUGGAUUUUUGUUCUUGUUGAUUUAGUUUUUCUAAUUGAAAUCUGCUCCUGACAGACAUCCUGCCGUCAUGUCCCGGACGCCCGAGGUUGUGAGCAAGCUCACAGAAAGUACAUACAAGAAUGUGAUGGAGGAGUUCAACCCAGCUCUGAGGAACCUGGUCAACCUUGGGAAGAGCUAUGAGAAGUCUGUCUCAGCAAUGACUCUUGCUGGAAAAGCCUAUUUCACUGCUGUGUCAAAGAUAGGAGAGAACGCUAUUGUGUCUCCCAUCUCCAGGGAGCUCGGUGGUGUUUUGAUGGAGAUUGCAGAAAGCCACAGGAAGCUCCACAGUGAACUGGAGGACAAUUUCAAAAUAUUUCACAGAGAGAUUAUUGCUGAGCUGGAGAAGAAGACGGAUAUGGAUGUAAAGUACAUGACUGCUACCUUCAAGCGCUACCAAACAGAUUAUAAACUGAAGCAGGAGUCUCUGGACCGCUCCCAGACAGAUCUGAAGAAACUCCGGCGGAAAGGUCAUACAAAGCACUCAUCAAAGUACGACCUGAAGGAGAACGAGUAUUUGGAAACCAUGUCAUCCCGCCAGAUGGACAUGCAGAGGUUCAUCGCUGAAGGCUGCAGAGAGGCCUUGCUGGAGGAGAAGAGGCGCUUCUGGUUUCUGGCAGAAAAGCACUGCAUGUUCUCCUACCAACUCAGCAACUUCCACGAGAAAGCCAAAGACAUUCUGAGAUGCAGGCUACCCACCUGGCAGGAAAAAUGCAGAAACAUCGAGCAAGUCCCAGACACGGUUGCAACGAUUAUAGAGGGUUUGUCCACCAAUCCAGAGCAAUCGGCGCAGGUCGAACGUUUCAACAAGAACAACAUGGGGUCUUUGAUGCCUCCUCCUGCACCACCACUGAAGAUCAGUCCGUUGGCCAACAUGUUUAACCCUGAGCCCAGAACUUCACUGAGCACCUCUUCAGACCUCAGCUCAGACCAGGGCAGCCUAGAGGAGGGAAAUCUGUCCAGGUCCGCAUCUGUGUCAUCUGAUCUCAACGUUGGGAGGAAGUCCAGGGUUAAGACCAUCUUCCCCCACACGGCGGGCAACAACAACACUCUCCUCAGCUUCGAUCACGGCGAUAUCAUCACCCUGCUGAUCCAUGAGGAGAAGGAUGGGUGGCUGUAUGGAGAGCUGGAGAAGACACAGCAGCAUGGCUGGUUCCCCUCGUCAUACUGCCGGCCUCACACUGAACCAGUGAUAUUAAACAGCAAUCUGAGUACGCCGGUGAGGAGUCUGAGCGUGGCCAGUCUGCAGGAAGAGGACGAGGAAGCCCAAGACUAUGAGCCCGUUUUGCUGCCACCGCCAGACUACAGCGACGCAAGACCAUCUAAAGCAGCGGUCCCGUCAACGCCUUCAUCUAAGAACACGGUGUCUUUAGUUAAUGGGAUGGCGAAGGCUCCUUUCUUAGGAGGAGGAAACCCAUUCGCAACAGUGAAGCUGCGGCCGACCGUCACAAACGACCGGUCAGCACCAAUCAUCUAACAAAGAGCAAAAGGAGUUUGUUAUAUUGCCACAAUGCCUUCAGUGGAAUGGAAAGAUCUCCCUUAUAUCUCACCAGCCUUUCAGCACUACUCUGCUUCGUUGCUGUUAGAAAAUUACAGCUACGCCAUGCCUUAUAUUGGCCAUGAUAGGUUAACAUUGCACAACUAACGCCCCCUUCACACUGAAAUUAUGGUUGCUCUGCAGUCUCCAGGAUCUCCCAGCAUUUAGAUGAUUCACACAAUUUGGAGGUGUGUGUGUGUGUGUGUGUGUGUGUGUGUGUGUGUGUGUGUGUGUGCGCUCUCCUUUCACCAGCUACAACCUUUUUACCAGUCCCCUUAUGCAAGGGGUCUGAGCAUGCCCCUUGCAUAAGGGGAUGCUCUUACCCCCUCAUGGCUGGGUUUUUACUAUAGCUGCCUCAGAUUUUGUUGGUUGAACCCAGAACAUUAUACUCAUAGUUGUUGCAUUCUGGGAACUCUCAUGUUUCAUCACUGGCAAUUGAGAACUGCCUUUAUUCUAGGUUCACCUCAGAAGGCCUCUCCAAGACCCGGCAGACCGUUUAUAUUGUGCCUAGUCUUAGUCUGGUGUGAAGGCGGCCCAACAACAGUAGAACUAGAAAUUGCUUUAAGUAUCAAGAAAAUGUCCAGUACAUGCAUCCAACUUUGUUUUUGUUUACUGAAACUGACUCCAGAUUGGUUGGGGUUCCUGGAUCUCCACCAUAUGAUGAUCUAACCAAGAUGACAACCAUGUUGCAGUUCCAGUGCCUGCCUUGCAAUAACAUUUACUGCAUGCAUUUCAGUGACGGUGGGACGAUGAUGAGCAGAUCAUUGAACUGGGCGACAUGCAUGCAGCUUUUCUUGCAAAUUGGUCUCUUGCAAAUAGAUGUUUAGAGGCCCAAGAUCAGGACCUCUGAUACUUUCAAUAUUACAGUAGAAGGUACCAGUCCACAGAAAAAAAAGGUUCAGGACCACCUUAGCAAUUAAAUCAACGGGCAUGAUGGUCCUUCUACUUUUAAUCUGAACCAUUUCCACCUCACUCCCGAGCAUUUUGACCUCUAACCGCAAGAAGAAACAUUAUUUUGUUAUUAUCUGUCUUUUAGAGAUGUUUGGGUGAGUUUGCCUGCAUCUUGUUUGUAGAUGAAGACCUUCAGUACGAAGCCUUCCUGCCUUGUCCUGCAAGAUCAUCUAAAUGUAAUUAAAGGGAACUGAGCUUUUUUAAGCUCUUUUUUUCCAACAGAAAAUACAAAUAAUAAAGAGAUGUUGGUGUUUAAUCGAUGGCAGAGACUUCCUGACUUACCAAAAAUCCUCUCGUUAGAAAUAUUUGUGUCGAAGAUGUUCAGACGUGGUGAGAAUGAAGGGAGACAUGAUUUUGUAGCUUUGUGUGCAACUUUAAAGGCUUUUUAUAUAGAGUGUGUUUAUAUGGAAUAUUUAAAUAAACGUGAAUUCAGACGCCCACUGUUCAGCCUGAGUCAUGAAGCUCCUCCUGAUUUAGAUUUCAUUGCUGGGGUGUAAUUUAAAUGACUUUUUACAUUUAUUUUCCCUUAAUUUUACUGUCAUGUAAUAUAAUGUAUGUUGGAUGCACACUUCAUGCAAAUGAAAUGGGCUUUCCUGGUACACCAUUGAAAUGUAUGUGAAUAAUGUGCUUAUUGCAUUAAAAUGAUUUACAGCGAAGUUGCUCCACUGAAUCCAGUUGCAUCAUUAAAUCUGCUGAUAGAUGGA